Messenger RNA from Cuscuta campestris, 2374 nucleotides. Lineage: Eukaryota; Viridiplantae; Streptophyta; Magnoliopsida; Solanales; Convolvulaceae. The record is from the annotation of a GenBank genome assembly.
CCAUGGGAGAUAUUCAAGAAGGUGCUAAUGUCUUUAGACCUCCACUAUUAUGCGGCCAUGAUUAUACUUUUUGGAAGUGUCGAAUGAGAGCCUUUCUCAAGUCUCUUGGUGGACAGGUUUGGAGAAGCAUAGAGGUUGGAUGGUCAGCUCCUACUAUGACCGAUACAGAUGGAGAACUAAUUCAGAAACCUUAUGAAAGAUUUAGCAAGAAAGAAAAGGAUGCUGCAGAAUCGAAUGAUCAGGCUUUGAAUGCAAUCUUCGGAGCGGUUGACAGAAAUCAGUUCCGUCUUAUCUCAAAUUGCACAGAGGCUAAGAGAGCUUGGGACAUUUUGCUUAUUACUCAUGAAGGCACUACAACAGUCAAGACAGCCAAACUUCAGAUCGUGAUGUCUAAAAUUGAAAAUCUUAAGAUGGAGGAUAUUGAGUCUAUCACAAACUUUCAUGGGCGAGUUAGAGAGUUGGCAAAUGAGGCUGAAAGGCUUGGUGAACCAAUUACAGAACACAAGCUGGUGUUGAAAGUUCUACGUUCUCUUCCAGAAAAAUACUCCAUGGAUGUCAAAGCUAUUAGACAAACACAAUCUCUAAAUACUAUGUCUCUUGACGAGCUGAUGGGGAACUUAGAAACCAUUGAGUUGGAGAUGCAUGAAGAUCUACGGUGUAAAAAGCAGCAUGUCAUCCUCGUUGAAAAAGAGAAGCAGUGUGUUAAAGACAGUGCUGGAACAGGGUGUGCUUUUCCAACUUUCCAUAGUGUUGAUGGUGACUCUGAUAGUGACGUAGAUCCAAGGGAGAUGCUUAUAAUUGUUGAAGAAAAAUUUCAAGAGUCUCUACGGGUCAACAAGAAAAAAUGUUUGGAAAAUGAUAGCCUCGAACGUGAACUUGCUGAAUCAAAACGCGAUGUGGAACAACUCAUCAAAGAGUUACAGAGAUACAAAGGUAAAGUUACAGCAGAGGAUGACACAGAGGAUGAUACAGAAGAUGACACCGCAGAAGAGCUAGUCAUUCUCCAAAGGAAGUGGGUAGAACUUGUUCAAGCCAACCAGAAAACUGUCUUAGAGAAUCAUCAGCUUGUUGCUGAGCGCAACAGACUAAAAGAGAGUAUUUCAGAACUAGAAAAGAAUAUUGAAGACUUAGAAGGGCAACAAUCAGAUCUCAAGUAUGAAUUAAAUCAACUCAAAAACUUUCAUAAGUGGAUGAGAAGUGCUGGAGCAAAAGCUAUUGAGGAACAAGUGAACGUUUCAAAAUUUUAUGGAGACAAGACGGGUCUCGGAUUUUCAGGUUCCGAAAGCAAUAAGACUCCACUUGACUUGUUUGUUGAUCGAAGAAAGGAAAUUGCUCAAAAAACCCCACAAGGAAGGAAAACAAAAGCUGCUGCAUCUGCUGGAACAUCUUCUGCCAAACCCGCUGAAGCAUCUCAUGAAGCUUCUGCUGGAACAAUUUAUGCAGCACCUUAUGCAAAAAGGCAAAGAGUUGUGACACAAUCUAGUAUGAGAAGACACAAGGAUCAUUAUGCUAAACCUGAAAGACUUAGAGUUCUAGCAUGUGAAGAAAGAGAAAGAGGAAAGAGCUUGAAGAAAGAAGUCUAAUCCUACUUGGUUUACUAUUCUUGAGGAGGAAGGCAUGGUUGAGACUCCUAAGCACACUCUAACAAGAAAAUACUGCCCUGGUUUUCUCGAUGGUUGGAGUACCAACUCUUGUCUGAUCGUGCUGAAAUUUUAGGAGGAGUCUAAGGACUCGUGGAGCUUCAAUCUGAACGGUGGAGAUCGAAUUUCAACGGUUCAAUCUUGAGUUAUGAGCUUCUGAACAGCCUGCAUAUUUUUGUAGAUCAAGAAGAAUCUUUAUUUGAAGGUGUAUUGAAAUCUACGUCCUUGAAGAAGAUCUUUGAGAAGGUGUAACAAGCCGUGGAGAUAGACGCAUUGGCUCAAACAGCAGUUCAGUAAGCAUUCAUCUGUUUAGUUAUGUAAUCUUCCAAGACAACACUAACUAACACAUUAAGAAUGCCACUAAAUCACCUUCCCGAUAAUGUGCCUGCACCCGGAACGUCUGCAUCCUCUUAUUGCUCCGAACUGCGUGAACAAUUCUGGUGUCUUGCUUGCUGUUUUUACUUCAUAUUUUACGUGUGUGCUUGUGACAGAGAAGUGUUAUAACACACUGUCCGUCAUCUGUUACUGGACAGUGCUGCAGCGUCUUCUCUACAACAUAGUUGAUUGUUUUGUUUGCAUAGCUUGUGUUUGCUGUUAUCCGCUGCACCCCCACGAACUUACAUAUUGGAGAGAAGGUUUACAUACCUCUAACAUUUUUAUGAAUUUUUAGGGAGAAGCAACAAACAAAGUUGAUAAGAAGGUUUAUAUACUAAAAAUGAAUUUGUUAUCGUCUG